Messenger RNA from Iphiclides podalirius (scarce swallowtail), 939 nucleotides. The record is from the annotation of a GenBank genome assembly. Lineage: Eukaryota; Metazoa; Arthropoda; Insecta; Lepidoptera; Papilionidae.
AUGCUCAGUUUCGCCGCAGCGAUGCGCGGGCGCGUCGCCAUCGUGGUUCUCGCGCUUUGCUUUCAAAUUUCGAACGCGCUCGAAACGCCGCGUCUAUUCCCUUUAGACCAUAGACUAUCACGACUCGUCGACUGCGGCCUGACGUUGGGCGUUUCAAAAUGCCUGACGGCGUUCAGUGCGUGGCGGGCGCGGAGGGCCAUAGAGGCGGUUGGAAUUGGCAGAACGACUUCCGAUUUAAACGCGGACGUCGAACAGUUCCCAUGGGAACGUUACGCUAACGCGUCAGAAGAAAAUCUGUACACGGAGCUCUGCGAUGGAACGGAGGGGUUGCUGAAGUAUCGUCGUCUAGCCCUAAAUGUCAACCCUGAGUACACUUUGCAGCUGGGUAGCAACGGCAACGGGACGCUCAACGUUGAUGUCAUUCAAAGAAGCAAUGCUGAUACCGGACGUGGCCACAUGAAGAAGUUAAAGAAGAAGUUCUACAACAUCAUACCGUUACUGCUAGUUCCUGGACUCAUUAUGUCUGCAAUCUUGCCUUUCGUCUUGCCAGCGUUGAAGCUGAUGGUAAUAAAGGUGGGCAUACUCAACAAUAUGGCACUAUCCGGUGCCGUGUUCACUCUUUUGAGGAACAAUGCGUUCAACGACGUGAACCAGCACAAGAUCAUUUACGUAAACGACGGCUAUCACAACGAGAAACAUCAUCCACCCGUGCCAAGUCAUCACCACCACACGGAGUCGAACGGAGAAACAUACGGCGAGAUGUCCCACCACGACGGAGGAUAUUUUCUAGGUGAUGGCAGUGCUAUAAAAGAAGUCUCCGUACACGCAAACUUGCCAUGGAUUCAAAACGGUGAUGAAACCGGCCAUGGAUAUUACACCGACAUUAAAAGGAGCAGUGGCCGAAGGGAAGAAAAAGAAACUUUAAUGUUGAAAAAACUU